AUGAUUACAUUUAGUCUACUCGUGGUCUCAUGCUCUUCGGCCGGCCGGUGCGUUGGCAGGGAGCGCUACCUGCUGCCGGCGCCCAACUCGUCGUCGGCCGUGAGCCGCGUGGGCUUCAUCCUGGGCCACGAGCUGGCGCACACCUACUUCGGCAACCUGGUGACGCUGGAGUGGUGGGACGCCAUCUGGCUGAACGAGGGCUUCGCCACGUACUUCGGCGCGCUGGCGCUGGAGGGCGCGCAGCCCGAGCUGCAGGUGGCCGCCACGACGGCGGUGCGCGCCUUCCUCGAGGUGUUCGCCGUCGACGCCCUGCGCUCCUCGCACGCGCUCACCGCCGCCGCCGCCACCGCCAGCGACCUCUACCAGAUCUUCGACAGCAUCACCUACUACAAGGCAAAUGUUGGCAUGGAUAUUUUGGGACUUAAUAGUGAAUGCAAAGGCACUGUUUAUUCAUCACCUAUAUCUAUGCGCUUUUUCCUCUAG
Gryllus bimaculatus (two-spotted cricket) is the source of this 483-nucleotide messenger RNA. The record is from the annotation of a GenBank genome assembly. NCBI's taxonomy places the organism in Eukaryota, Metazoa, Arthropoda, Insecta, Orthoptera, Gryllidae.